Brugia malayi is the source of this 1233-nucleotide messenger RNA. RefSeq lists its product as uncharacterized. Gene Ontology annotation, biological process: lysosome organization; regulation of intracellular pH. The record is from RefSeq and is a predicted model, not a curated record. The transcript has 10 exons. The coding region runs from base 1 to 1233 and encodes 410 amino acids. Gene Ontology annotation, cellular component: lysosome; membrane. Lineage: Eukaryota; Metazoa; Nematoda; Chromadorea; Rhabditida; Onchocercidae.
AUGUUAAGUGCAGCUGAGGAUAUUCUUGGACAAGGACAUCAAAAUACCACAGAUGUGGAAACGAAAUGUCUUGAUAAAAUAACCUCCCGUCAUUGUACCAUUAUAACAACUGGAGCAGUUUUAUUAGCUGAUAUAUUACCGUGUCUUCUUGUUAAAUUAACGUUUCCAUUUUUCAUGCAAAGGAUACCGUUCGGGAUACGUCAUUUCAUAAUAUGCUUAUUACAAUCACUCAGUUAUUUAAUCGUAGCUUUUUCCUCAGGUGUUGUGAUGUCCUUAACAGGAGUGGUAUUUGCUAGUAUUAGUUCGGGCUUUGGUGAAAUAACUUACCUAUCGCUAACUCCCUACUUCACUAAGAAUACCAUCUCAACAUGGUCGUCAGGUACUGGAGGUGCGGGAAUAAUAGGUUCUUUAACUUAUGCCGCUCUAACAGAACCUCACUUUUUGAAUUUAUCACCGAGAAUAACACUUCUGAUUAUGCUUGUUGUGCCAUUGAUAUUUUCCUUAGCAUACUGGUGUUUACUAGUAUUUCCUGAUUCGAUACACAAAAUAAGUAUUAUGAAGCUUAGCACUUGGGUAGUGCCCAAAACAUGCUUGUCUGAAACCUCUUUCAACGACAUUUGCAACAUAGAAACACAAAAUGCCGAUAAGUCUUUAACAUCAUCCGAACAUGUUAAACAACGGAUUUUAUCCUUCAAAGAAAUGUUGCUUACGACACUUUCAUUGCUGCGAUUCAUGAUACCACUGAUGCUUGUUUAUCUCGGUGAAUACUUCAUAAAUCAGGGUAUUUUACAGUUGAUAAUUUAUCCAUGCGAUAAAGGAUGGUAUCUUACACCAUCAAGUCAGUAUCGCUGGUACCAGGUGCUUUAUCAAGCUGGUGUUUUCAUUUCUCGAUCUUCAGUGAAUAUUAUACAAUUACCUUACUGGGCUUUAGUACUUCUGCCUAUCCUGCAGUUCGCGAAUGUGGUGAUUUUCUUCUUAGAAUCGCUUUACUUUUACAUUCCGCAUAUUUGGGUUCUACUUUUGUUAAUAUUAUUCGAGGGAUUAUUUGGCGGUUCAUCUUAUGUUAACACAUUUACUCAUAUACACAAUUUUGCCAAACCAGAUGUUCGAGAAUUUUCAAUGUCUAUCAGCUCGUUGGGUGACGCGAUUGGAAUUGUUACUGCCGGAUUCGUUUCCAUUCCAUUUUACAAUCAUAUAUGUCAAACGAGUCUGCCGGCACACAUGACAGCUUGA